GUUGCAAUGAGUGAGGCUGGAAGGAGAAGUUAAUGGGCGCUCUCUGCGGACAAUUGGCCCCUGUGAGCAAACAGCCGCCCGCUCCUGCCUGGUGCCUACAGGGACACCGUACAACCCGGAGGGACUCGGAGAGGAAGCCCCGCUGCAAUAAGGCCCGGGGGUCUGACUGAGGGGUAACUAUGCCACUGCGAGACGGACACAAGUGGACUUUGUGACCUGCUGAGACAGGAAAUCGUGCAAAGAUCACAUUUUUGCAGCAAUGUAUGGAUACCAAUUUAUUUUGGAAAACAAUUAAUGCUCAUAUAUGUAUUACUCGACCUCUUAAAGAAGUGGUUCUACUAUUUUCGAUAACGCCAAGCUGAAGAAAAAUCCUGCUUUGAAAUCGUUUUUUAUUUGUUGAUGAGUCUGUGGGUUCCCGUUUGGAAAAACAAGGGAUUAACAAAAAGCCAUGAAAGAAAAAUCUAAAAAUGCAGCCCGGACUAGACGGGAGAAGGAGAACAGCGAAUUUUAUGAACUGGCUAAAUUAUUACCCUUGCCCUCUGCUAUCACCUCCCAGCUGGACAAAGCCUCCAUCAUACGCCUGACUACCAGCUAUUUAAAGAUGAGAGUGGUCUUUCCUGAAGGACUUGGUGAAGCCUGGGGGCACACUAGCAGGCCUAGCACGUUGGAUAAUGUUGGCCGGGAACUGGGAUCCCACCUUUUACAGACCCUAGAUGGAUUCAUCUUUGUGGUGGCCCCCGAUGGGAAAAUCAUGUACAUCUCAGAAACAGCUUCUGUCCAUCUGGGCUUAUCACAGGUAGAGCUGACUGGGAACAGCAUUUAUGAAUAUAUCCACCCUGCUGAUCAUGAUGAGAUGACAGCAGUUCUGACAGCUCACCAACCCUACCACUCACACUUUGUACAGGAAUAUGAGAUCGAACGCUCCUUCUUCCUACGGAUGAAAUGUGUUUUGGCAAAGAGGAAUGCGGGGUUGACGUGUGGGGGGUAUAAGGUGAUACAUUGCAGUGGGUACCUGAAGAUUCGCCAGUACAGUCUCGACAUGUCGCCAUUUGAUGGUUGCUAUCAAAAUGUGGGCCUGGUGGCUGUUGGCCAUUCCCUCCCUCCCAGUGCAGUCACAGAGAUUAAACUUCACAGCAAUAUGUUCAUGUUCAGAGCCAGCUUAGAUAUGAAGCUCAUAUUUUUAGAUUCCAGGGUAGCUGAACUAACUGGAUAUGAGCCUCAAGAUCUGAUUGAAAAGACUUUAUAUCAUCAUGUCCAUGGCUGUGACACAUUUCAUCUUCGCUGUGCACAUCACUUAUUGCUUGUAAAAGGACAGGUCACCACCAAGUACUACAGGUUCCUGGCUAAGCAUGGUGGCUGGGUGUGGGUACAGAGUUAUGCCACCAUUGUACACAACAGCAGGUCCUCCAGACCCCACUGUAUUGUCAGUGUGAAUUAUGUUCUAACGGAUACAGAAUACAAAGGACUACAGCUAUCUUUGGAUCAAGUUACAACAAAGCCACCAUUUUCUUAUACAAGCUCAAAUCCAACCAUAAAUGACAGCAGAAAAAGCAGUAAAGCUCGACUCUCCAACACAAAAUCUAAAUCCAGAACAUCACCCUACCCACAGUAUUCUGGAUUCCAUACUGAACGAUCUGAAUCAGACCAUGAAAGUCAAUGGGGCGGUAGCCCUCUUACUGACACAGCUUCACCACAACUUCUUGAUCCCAUAGAAAGACCAAGCUCCCACCAACACGAUGUAUCUUGUGCAUAUAGACAGUAUCCAGACCGAAGUGGCCUUUGCUUUGGAUUUUCCAUUGACCAUUCAAGGUUAAGUGAUGAUAGACACCACCAUAGUCAGUCGUGUGAAGGAGGCAGAUGUGAGGCUGGCAGAUACUUUCUUGGAAGUCCUCAGACUGGAAGAGAGACCUGGUGGGGUUCUCGAUCUGUGUUGCCUGUUCCAAAGACCUCUCCAGAUGGAAAAGACAUAUAUGAGGCUACCAUGCCACACAUUGCAUCAGGUCACAGAGCACAUGGAAGAAGUCAUUGGGAAGAAGAUAGUGUUGUCAGUUCUCCUGAUCCAGGCUCUGCAAGUGAAUCAGGGGAUCGUUACCGCACUGAUCAAUAUCAAAAUAGUCAUCAUGAACCAAGCAAAAUUGAAACUCUUAUACGUGCUACCCAGCAGAUGAUUAAAGAGGAAGAAAGCAGAAUACAGCUGCGCAAACCUAGUCCAGAUCAGCUAACUACCAUUAAUGGAGCUGGUAAAAGAAACUCUGUUUGUUUUGCAAAUUUUCACCAGCCACAGUUAACUGGAGUUGUGUGCCGUGGUCCACCUCUAUCUAACUCGUCUCCUUGUGACCAUGUUCAGCAACGGGAUGGAAAAAUCCUUAGUCCUCGUGACCACGAAUAUGAAAACAGCCCAAAUGCUUUGUCAAGAAUGAGUAGUCCAAAUUCUGACAGAGUUUCAAAAUCAAGUGUAACCAUAGCAAAAGAUUAUUUACAUGCAAAUUUGUCCCCAUCACCAGCAAUGGACCAUUCUGCAUCCCCAAAUUACUACAGUUCUCACAGGCAAUAUUUUGACAAACAUACUUACACUUUUACUGGGUAUGCUCUUGAACAUCUUUAUGACAGUGAAUCUAUUAGGAACUAUUCAUUGGGAUGUAACGGAACACAUUUUGAUGUGACUUCUCAUUUAAGGAUGCAACAGGAUUCUGCUCAAGUGCACAAGGGUACAUCAGUAAUUAUUAGUAACGGGAGUUGAUGAUUUUCUCUGACCUGUAUCAGGGUGUGUAUUAAAUGAAAAAGUGUAUUUUUUGUUUUAUCUCCCAUUUUUUUCCAGCAUUUGAGGAAUAAUAAUGCAAUAGAAAUGGUAAUGCAAUUAGGAAUUGGACUUAU
This is a messenger RNA of Xenopus tropicalis (tropical clawed frog), 2874 nucleotides long. It is a transcript of the gene sim1, whose product is annotated as SIM bHLH transcription factor 1. The coding region runs from base 449 to 2740 and encodes 763 amino acids. Gene Ontology annotation, biological process: system development; DNA-templated transcription; animal gross anatomical part developmental process. The transcript is spliced from 12 exons. Lineage: Eukaryota; Metazoa; Chordata; Amphibia; Anura; Pipidae. Gene Ontology annotation, molecular function: DNA-binding transcription factor activity; protein dimerization activity; DNA binding. Gene Ontology annotation, cellular component: nucleus. The record is from RefSeq and is a predicted model, not a curated record.